GCCACAUCUGAGCUGAAAAAAAGAACUGAAUCCCUUGGGCCAAAUUCAUUCCUGGAGCUGCUUGAUUGAACACAAUGCAUUUACACUGAACACAGAUUUGGCUCAUACCUGACUUUGUCAGCAUUCACUGUGCUGUAACUAAGUAACAAGAACACUGUCAUUAAGGGACAGAUGAACAGCUUUCUCUAUGGUUGUUAGAGCACUGAGCACCUUUAAGGAGUGCAGAAACUGGUGAAAGGAGGAGUUGAGAAAAGGACACCGCUCCUUUUAGAGUCUGUGUAACAGGACUGAUAAGCUAUUCCUGUGAUGUGAUCGAAUGUGACUGAAUACUGCAGGCUCUUGGACUCUUAUUCUAUAAAAUCCACAGCAAAGCAGCACAGGAAAAGAUCGGAGGGAACAGCUUCUGCUGUACCGAGAAAGAUGCUGGAGAGCUCUUCAGUCCUUUUGUUCAUUGUCUUCCUCCUGCUUUUCAUUUUGCUGCUCUUUGUGGUGCUCAUCAGGAGAAACGCCACUGCUGCCCUUCUCUGGAAUGAAAUCAUCCGCGAGAAAAUAACCAAUUUCAUCAUGAAUCAGAGCAAGGAACAGAGGAUUUUAAACUUCGUGCUGCAGAAUGCAGUCCGAGGAGACCCCUGUAGUGUGCUGGAAGCUAUAGAUAAGUACUGCUCCCAGAAAGAGUGGGCCAUGAAUGUGGGCAGUGAGAAAGGUUUAAUUCUAGACAAGACAGUGGAAGAGGUCAGUCCAUCAGUUGCACUGGAGCUGGGAACAUACUGUGGCUACUCAGGAGUUAGGAUUGCUCGGCUGCUGAAGGCAGGAGCUCGUCUUCUCACUGUGGAGUUCAACCCAGAAUUUGCUGCUGUAGCUAAACAGAUGUUUGAGUUUGCUGGAGUACAAGAUAAGGUAAAACUCCUAGAAGGCCCUUCAGAGGAAAUUAUUCCCCAGCUGAAGAAAAAAUAUGAAGUGGAUACUCUGGAUUUUGUCUUCCUGGACCACUGGAAAGACAGAUACACACCAGACACCAUCCUGCUUCAGGAAUGCAACUUGCUGAAGAAGGGCUCGGUUCUUCUGGCUGACAAUGUCAUCGUCCCAGGAGCUCCAGAUUUCCUUAACUAUGUCCGCAACAACUCCCAUUUCCAAUGCUCUAACUACCCAUCUCAUCUGGAAUAUAUGAAAGUGGAUGAUGCUAUGGAAAAAGCUGUGUUUUUGGGAUAAAGAGGGCCAUUAAUACUCAACUUUUGUUUCAAAUGAUGUAAAUGCAACUGCACA
Molecule: messenger RNA, 1263 nt
Organism: Nestor notabilis (Kea)
Lineage: Eukaryota; Metazoa; Chordata; Aves; Psittaciformes; Psittacidae
Gene: COMT
Product: catechol-O-methyltransferase
Exons: 5
Coding region: 421-1209 (262 amino acids)
Biological process (GO): catecholamine catabolic process; developmental process; dopamine metabolic process
Cellular component (GO): axon; dendrite; membrane
Molecular function (GO): magnesium ion binding; catechol O-methyltransferase activity
Source: RefSeq, a predicted model, not a curated record